Messenger RNA from Symbiodinium necroappetens, 6146 nucleotides. Lineage: Eukaryota; Dinophyceae; Suessiales; Symbiodiniaceae. The record is from the annotation of a GenBank genome assembly.
AUGGUGGAGCUGCAGCCUCCUCCUCAUCAGUUGCCGCUGGCCAGGAUCCCCAUCAGCCCGGAGGACCUCACGAGCCUUGAGUCCAAGCUGUGGACUUACGGCCCGUGCUCCAGUACGACCACUUUUUACCCUGCCAUGUCUCGUGCCCGGCCGCUGGUGUGGGCCCACCGUGGUGCGUCCAAGACAUGUCCAGAGAACACCAUGGCCGCGUUCCGCGCAGGAUUGGCUGCUGGAGCAGAUGGAGUCGAGCUCGAUGUUCACCCUACGCUGGAUGGACACGUGGUUGUUAUCCAUGAUGCUACGCAGGACCGAACAACUGAGGGAAGGGGCUUGAUUUGCCAUGCACCCCUGGAAGAAAUCCGGCGCCUGGAUGCUGGCUCCAAGCACUCCGCAGCCUUUCGGGGAGAGCAGGUCCUUGACCUAGCCAUGAACUGGCCCCAGGGUCGCAGGAAAGUUCUCAUCGAGCUGAAGGGUGGUUUUUCCGGAGUGCCGGAGUGGGUACAGUCCACACUGCGCCGCGUGGGCAUGCUGAAGAAGGAGCCGGAGCCAGCCUAUCCGAAUUUGGCGCGGUUGGUUGCGGAGGCUUUGGCUCCGUACUCGCAGCAAGUCGAGGAAGGCUUCAUCGUAGCACAGUCCUUCCAUCAACCUUACCUGCAUGAGCUGCGACAUUUGCUGCCCUCUCUGCGAGUCAUGUACUUGUCCCUGAGCUCGGCAACUGGAAUGCUGGAGAAGGAAAACUUACAGCAUAUUGGACUUGGCUUUGCGGGCGUGGCUGUGAGACAUUCAUCGCUAACUGCUUCUGCGCUUAAGCGGCUUCAUUUGACACAGGGGCAGGUUUUUGCUUGGACUGUCGAUGCUGUCGACGAUAUAGAAGCGGCAGUUGCAAUUGGGGUGGAUGGGAUCAUCACGAACUAUCCCGACAGAGCUGUGGCGUGUAACCCCAACCCCAACCUCUAUGCCUUCAUGCCUGAAUGGCUCAGGCGCUCUGGUGGCAACCGGCUGCAAGAGAAAGCUUGUCCGGUACAGCUCGCAAGGGCCAAAGAGCCAGCGAUCUUCGAAGUGACGGCCGGUUUGUGGAAGAAGGCUAGUCCCGAAACACGCUUGGUGCUUUUUCUGACGACCUUGGACUUGCGUCGCUCGCUGAAUCUUCCAGGACCGCAGUUUCGACUCGCCGAUGUGCCAGUCCAUUCUGGAUGCUGCGAGCGCUACCGAAUCCUCAGUGGGCUUUUGGAGCGGCUGCGCCAGGAUCUUGGGAAGACGAAGCUUGUGUACGUUGAGGUAGGCGUUGCUGAUGGGUUGACGGCGCUCUUUCUGCUGCGAAAUUUUGGCAAGAAGAGAUGGCUCGGUGAGCCAUCCAUCAGCCUUGAAGCAGCGCGUGCCGUCGCCGGACUGACGCCAGGACUGGGAGCAUACUCAUUCAUGCCACAGUACUUUCAUCUUGAUUUUAGAGACGGCAUGAACACAGGGAAAGGGGGAACUCUUGUCCGCUGCACGCACGGUGCCGAUUGCACGCAGGGCUGCGUAUUUCGUCAGGGGAACCGCAACCCAGACAACGUUCGAUGCCCGGCCUGCGGCCACACGUGGUUGACGUUCUUCGACGACGAUUUCUUCAACUGUGUUCAGUGUGGACGGAUUCGAUUCGAGUGUCCCCAGUGUCGAACUCAGUCGGAGGCGAGCCGAAACUACUGCAGGUAUUGUUUGUCAGGCUGCUAUGACCGCACCAUCGUUAUUUCCUUGGUCGUGCAGCAGCUGCAAGACUGCAGUCUACUCAUCAAGUGUGUCACGCUCGCUGGUGAAGAGAUCUUGGUGACCACACAGGCUGGGGAGGAGACAGUAGGUAGCUUCCGCCCGAAAGCAGUGGAAGCCGCCCUUGCUGCCUCUGGCUGCAAGCGUGGAGAGGAUGGCGAACUUUGCUCAGAGGAACAGCUUCGUGAGUGGGAGUACUGGCACGACGUGUACAGCACGUCGCAGCCGGGCGCUGGUCAGAUGCGAGGCACUUGCGGCAAGUCCUUGUUCUGGUUCCUUAGCAUCGGGUCCUGGUUUUGGGAAUGCAGCGGUCGGGCUUCUGUACAAGAUGCAGCAUGGCGGCGCUGUCGAGAUGGAGGUGGCGAGCUUCUUUAUGCAAGGCUCCAAUUUGGGUACACGGCUGCCGGGCAAGAGUUCUUUGCAGGGCUCGAGGUUUUGGACCUCGCUGACUCGGCGGACGGUGCCGGGGAUGAUGUCAACGACGGCGGUGGCCUCUUCGACACGGCCUGUGUUCCGGCGAAGUGUGCAGGUGUCGAGGAGAUUGCGUCAACGCCUUGUGCAGCUAUCAAAGGCUGGCUACUCCGAUCCUUGCUCGACGAGCACGGAAAGGCAUACAAGGAUACCGGGGAUAUCGGAAUUGAUCACGUCUUCACGACUGUGCUUCGUGAGCACAGGUGGUUGAUCCAUGGGGUAGAGGCCAGUGAGCCUGCUGAGCCUGCUGCAAGUACAUCUGCCAUUCAGAGUUUUCCUAUACCAGCGCGCACUGCGCCCAUGGAUGAAAGCAGUUCUGGAUCAUCUGUCAGGGUGGCCCUGCUCAGCCACCAUGCCCCUCUGGCUAACGUGUUUGCUGAGCACAUCGACCAUUAUGCGAUGAGGGCAGGACUUGAACCUUUUGAUUUCGCUUACUUUUCCGUUUGUUAUCUUUGUCAGGAAACUUCUGGGUGUGAGGACCGAAAGGUACCUAGCCGAGCCGAUGUUCUCUGUGAGUAUUUCCACUCCUCAAAUGUGACUUUCCAGCAGUUCUAUGAGGUCGCCGACGAUGUGGCUCACAGAAUGGGCAAUUCAGAUCUGCUUGUUUGCUACGGGCUGACCUUUUGCCACUUUAUGUUCAGUCUUUUGCCGAAGCUUCCUAGAUUGCAGUUUCUCGGCAUGAACCCAUUGCAGAGUGCCCCGGCGAGCCUGUCCGGCAUGCUGUUGCUCGAUCUGGCACGACGGGCCGAUCAAGGGGAUGCGAUCUUCUGCACCAGCAUGGUGACGUGGAACUUGCUGGCAUAUCACCUGGGCCCCGCGGCCUCUCAGGUCGCUUCUCUGACGCUUUUCAGGGCCACACUCACCAGUGACGCCUUGAAGGCCACUUGGGAGCUCAAUCGGAAGGUGCUACUUGCAUCCAGCUUCCUGAUGCAAGUAUCGGCGGUGUACCUUGCCAUGAGGUCAGCACUAAUGCAGGUAUCUGGCUUCGAAUUUGUCGAGCAAACCCACAACACACCUUGGAGCUUCGCGAGCUUCGAGGAUGUUCAGGAGAUGCUGGAUCACUUUUGUGCGGUUUAUUUUCCAGAACACCCCUACAAGAACUACUUCAAUGACAUGUACGCGAUGCUGCUGCCCAUUUUCACGCCGACUCUGGACUUUCUGGCCCACAUUUGGCAGCAACUUCACGACAUGGAGGAAAGUGGAGUCUACGAUGGUUGGUUCAGUCGAGCGAUCCCACGUGUACGACUGAGGCUUGAAGCUGAGGGCGACCCUUUACCGCCCUUCGAUCUUGGCAGCAACGGUCUGCAAAAGGUCCUCAAAUGGACUGCAGCCGCCGAUUAUUUUCAUUUCCCUGGCGUGAUGACCUUCAAUGGCCUUGCCGACUUGACCAGCAAGCUGCGAUCCCAAGACUUGCAGUCCAACCUGGAAGAUGCCCGCUUCAAGAUGCUGCAGCAUGUGCAGUCACGCCGCGAAGAUGCACUGCGCAAAUGUGGGCAAGUGCUGAAUCAUUUGUCUGCAAGAGCGGAGAAAAGACAGAACGUUGCGCUUGCGUCCUGGCUCUGCGAUUGGAGCGGCCUUCCGUGGCUGCAUGCCUACCUCGUGGAGAACCAGCCGAAGUCAAUUCGGCGUCGCAUCUUGCCUUUCACCGCUCUCACCAUCAUGGCUUCUCAAGGUGCAACUCUUCAGAACUACAACAACGAGCUGGUAAAGUCAAUCGAGGACUUGCGAGAGAAGCGCGAGGAGCUCAAUCGCCAAAUCCUCCAGGAGGAGGAGGACAAGGCCAAGAUCCAAAAGGAGCUCUCCAUCCUCACGGACCGCCUGCAGAAGAUCAAUGAGAGUUUGGUACGCAAGACCCAGGCCAGAAAUGAGUAUGACAAGACCAUUCAGGAGACGGAAGCAGCAUACAUGAAGAUCCUGGAGUCCUCGCAGACCCUGCUGCACGUGCUCAAACGCGAAACCGUGACCAGGCUGCAAUAUGGUGAAACGUGUGAACCUGACGAAGAAGAAGUCGGGUUCGGACUGAGCACCGCGCCUCUGCAGUUUGUAAUUGCUCCGGGCAUCAACGACGGCUUGGAAGUGCAGCUGGAGAGGCUGCUCAGCGCUUUGCGUCCAGUACAAGACCGGGCCCACCUGCUCCCCAUGGACAGUGUUGAGGCGGCUGUGAAGUUCCGGGAAGCGGGCCUGGUAGCUGAUGCAGUGUUCCUGGAUGGAGAUCACAGUGCAACCGGAAUUCGACGGGACUUGGCUGCCUGGGUCCCCCUUCUUGGAGAUGGUGGCCUCCUCGCGGGCCACGACUUCUCCUGGGAGCAUCCGGGAAUCCUGGAAACAAUCUUCCUCGAGCGAGCAGGCUCCGAGUUGUACCUCGCGCCUGACCACGUUUUCUAUUGGUUCCAGAGAUCCAACCAAAGCGAUGUGCACACUCGGAAAAACCGCGGUGCUUGCGGCAAAAAUGAAGGGGCUCCUCAAAGUCAGGGCCACGCACCAUGCACCUUGGUUACGGCUUCAGAGAUCAUAGCGAUCGACACGGCAGGCAGGUGGAUGCCUGGAAAUCGGAGACGCCGUGGACCCAAAGGACCGGUGCCGAACAAAGAGUCGGCCUUGUCGACUGCAGCGGAUGGUGAGUCUGAGCGCAUUUGUGGUCCGUUGGCACCAUCAGUGGCAGUGGCAGCCUUCCGGGGAGCCGUAGCCAUGGACGUCAAGACCGGCGGAGUGCCGCUGCUCAUCGAGGUGUCCUCUCACCUGGAAUCAAUCACCAAGGUGCUCUUCUCUCAAGACUCACUCGAGAAGACCAACUUGGCCGAGGCCCUUUGGCCCAUCCUGGAAGGCUCCGGCUGGGAGGAGGAGCGGAUUGAGAGAUUCUGCACUACCUGCUGGGAGGCCGCUCAUAAAGCAGGCCUGCGCCGGGCCACCCAAGACAGGCCGCAGCCCACCUCGAGGAAUCCGCAUCAAGUCUUGCAGCGGGCGCUUUCCAUCCUGGCGGAGACUCAUGCGCAGGAAUUGGUUCAAGAGGAGGAGGAGCAGCUGUCGCGGUCGGCUCGACGUGCGGCGAAGGCUGGUCGCGCCUUUGAGCCGGAGGUUGUGGCGGAGGAUGCCGAUGAUGCUGCGUCACAGUACGCGACCCAUCAGAGAUAUCAGCAACAUAGCUCUGUUCUGGCCGUCAUGGCGUCGUUUCCGGAACUGGUUGCAAAGACCGUCGAGGAGUUCGGAUUCCGGAUCGGUAUAAGCUUCUUGAUACGCAGGGAGUUUGUCAGUUUAGAUUCAGUUUCAUCACAGGCGCUGCAGCUUGCAUCGGCAAGGAAGUUUGUUACCCAGAAGCUGUCAUGUCAUCAUGUCAUCGGGCCGCAAGGUAUCGGAGCACAGGCGGCUGUUGAACAAGACUUGGAUGCUAGAUACUUCUUGUUUGCAAGGCUGUCGCUGAUGUGUCGCAGCUUUCAGUCGCCAAUGUUUGGAUGCAUGCGAGAAGCUGGAAGCACCUUUGAGCAUAACUGGAAAGCCAUAUCCCUGCGGCCCUACUUCCUGACAAUGCAGGUGGUGAUCUUUGUGGCAUGCCUUCUGGUUGCCAAAGGCUGCUUCCCAAAAGCCAAGGACCCUGUUGGUUUGGCGGACACUCUAUAUUCAAUACCAUUCUUCAGCUUCCUUGCCUUUUGUGCUAUGGCUGGCACCUUGACGUUAUACCACGACCCGGACUCCAGAUGGCAGGGCGUCAACCACUGGUCCGAGCUCUACUUAGUACUCUACGUCUCCAGGUCGCUCGUCCACAUAUUCAUGCAGCCGUUCGAGCACAUUAGUCGUGAGCUCCUCAUCAUGAUGACCUUGCAUCACAUUUUCAUUAGUGAAUUCUUUGCACUUGGUGACGUGGGAACCCACUGGGUGCCCUUCACUCCCACUCGCCUCGCGCUGACCAUGAUUAGACUGUGGGCCUGUUUCUU